Owenia fusiformis is the source of this 2255-nucleotide messenger RNA. Lineage: Eukaryota; Metazoa; Annelida; Polychaeta; Sabellida; Oweniidae. The record is from the annotation of a GenBank genome assembly.
UUUUUUUAAGAAUGACAUGUCAAAGACGGAAGUAAGCAAUUUCUAACGAGUGUAAACUUUCACGUAAGAAAAUGGCGUUUAGUUUCGGCGCAAAUAAAACAGGUUUUGGAGCCACUACCACGGCUACGUCAGCCCCAGCGUUUGGUGGAUUUGGGGCAACUGCGGCUACAUCAACAGCAACAGGUACUUCAUUUGGCUUUGGAGCAGCUAAGACAACUGCACCUACCCUUGGCUUUGGUACAGCUAGUACAGCUAGUACUGGAUUCGGGGGAAAAAGCUUUGCAUUUGGUGCAGGCACAACUCCUGCCACAACUGCAACUACAGGCUUUGGUACAACAGGUGGAUUUGGGACAACAACUGGCUUUGGAACAGGGACUGGUUUUGGUGUAGGAUUAGCCUCCACAGGUACUGGUACCAGCACAGGAUCAUUAUUUGGUGGCACUAGCACAGCCCUUGGUACUAACACUGGAUUUGGCGUUGCAAAUGUACAGCCAGGAUCAACAUUUGGGCUUGGAGCUCAAGCGCAACAACAACAAACGCAGCAACAACAAGCCGCCAACGCAAUGUCCAAUAUGGCCCAGGCAGUGUCACUUCCAAUCAUAUUUGGUGACGAACGUGAUCUGUUGAUCGCAAAAUGGAAUCAGUUACAGGCAUUUUGGGGGUCUGGAAAAGGAUUUUUCUCACAAAAUGGGGUUGUUGAGUUCACACCAGACAAUCCAUUUUGUCGUUUUAAGGCAAUAGGAUACAGUCUCCUCCCAACAUCUCAAGAUACGGAUGGUUUAGUGGGUAUCGUCUUCAAUAAGAAAGAGUCUGAAAUAAAAGCCCUUCAACAACAGCUAGUUGACAGUCUGCAUAAGAUACUAGGAAACAAACCAACCCUGUCAGUGUGUGUUGAGGGCGUGAGGCAGCUGCCAGAUGAAAAGACAGAGGUUAUACUAUAUGUACUAGAAAGACCAGCACAAGGACCUACAAAGAGAAUCACAGCUACAGAACUAUACAAUUUCAUGAUGUCAAAUAAUAUUAAGACCCAGCUUAUAUCGCAACUAGGGGUCACAAACCUUGUGCCUAAGAUACAGAUGACAGCAGAUCAGUUCAAACAAUACCUGGAUGUUCCACCCUCCGGGAUUGAUCCAUUGCUAUGGCAACAGGCUAAACUUGACAAUCCUGAUCCAGAGAAGUUGAUCCCUGUCCCUAUGGUUGGUUUUAAGGAACUACAUAACAGACUGAAACACCAGGAACAACAAACAUCACUACACCAAGCCAGACUAGAUAUGAUUGCAAAAGAUAUCAGUGACCUACAAAGAAGUCAUACGAAUAUGGUUGCCAAAACAGAACAAUACAAACGUAAACAUCUUGAGCUUGGUCACAGAGUGUUGCAGGUGAUGACUAAACAGGAAAUUUGCAGAAAGAUGGGAUAUGCAAUACAGCUUGAGGAAGAACAGUUGAGAGUGAACUUAGAGGCCCUUCAGGCUGAACUUAAUGCCCCAACCCAGUUUAAGGGUCGUCUUAAUGAGUUGAUGUCACAGAUCCGUAUGCAAAACCAGUUAGUGACGUCACACGUGGAGUCAAGUUAUCAAGUUGACAACUCAGUGCAAGGAGAAAUAAAACAGCACCUUAAGCAACAACAAGAAGGUCUACAAUACUUGAUUGAAAUUAUAAAAGAUGAUUUUGAGGACCUGAAACUAAUUGAACAAGGACUUUCUGAAUCUACUAGAAGGUGAUAGUUAGACCUUUAACUCUGUUGUACACAGUGAGGACUUUGUCAUGUUUGUGUGUAUGUACCGUUAUCAUGAUACUGUAACUGGGAGGAUUUCAUGAUAAAAGUGAAGAUAUCUUUAUUAAAGUGAGGAUGUCAUGAUAAAAGUGAAGAUAUCUUGAUAAAAGUGAGGAUAUUAUGAUAAAAGUGAGCAUGUCAUGAUAAAACUGAGGAUUCAUGAUAAAAGUGAGGGUGUCAUGAUAAAAGUGAGGAUAUCAUUAUAAAAGUGAGGAUGUCAUGAUAAAAAUGAGGAUUUCAUAAUCAAAGUUAUGAUAUUUUGAUAAAUAUGAAGAUAUGAUGACAAAUAUCAUCAUAAUAUCAUGAUAAUUUUGAUCAGUAAUGACUUAAAUGAGAUUUUAUACAAAACAUAUCUUGUGCAAGUGGAUCAUGAAUUGUGGAAAGGAAAUACUCCUCUGGUAUUUUUUUGCCUCUUGACUUUCUAUGAACAUAAGCCUAUAUAUAUGAAUGGUACCGUACGGUGCCUUGUUUAUGGUACCGU